Molecule: messenger RNA, 1878 nt
Organism: Lachancea dasiensis
Lineage: Eukaryota; Fungi; Ascomycota; Saccharomycetes; Saccharomycetales; Saccharomycetaceae
Source: the annotation of a GenBank genome assembly
AUGUCAUCCACCGCACCAUUGGUCAGCGCGUCGGAGAGCUCGGAAGCUAAGACAAGACGGUCGUCGGAUCAGGGCAGCCAUGGCGUUGACGGCCACUACUACAUGGAUGCCCGCAACACCAACAACGUCAGCCAGAACAAAACAACAAGCGGCGAUGAGGCCGUUGGAGCACGUGACACGGGCUCGGAGCUGGACCCUCUGGUGUCGGCAUCGCAGCCCAGCGAAGACGGCGACGACGAGUACGCGGACGUUGUGCAGAACCUGGAGGCCAAGGAGGCGGCCUCGCAAGCGGACCCGGACCUGGAGCUGAUCAGAACCGGCACCAACGCCACCUCUGAAACGAGCGCCCGCAUCAACAGACGUGUGAGUAGGUUUCUCAGUGGGUCGCACAUGGAGCCCGAGAAGACAGGCAUCGAUUACUCGAACUGCCUGCCCAUGGGUGGCGACAGACCGUUCCCGCCCGUGUUGCCCGACCGUGAGCAGUUCGAGGUGGCUUUCGACGGUCCCAACGAUCCCCUGCACCCAUACAACUGGCCCCAUUCAAAGCGUGCAUUCCUGUGUGCCUUGCUAGGUCUCAAUGCUCUGAGUGUGGUGAUGGGAUCCUCUAUUUUUGCCUCCGCAGUGACCCAGAUUUGUGAGAUUUACCAUGUGGCCCAGGUUGUGGCUAUUCUCGGUGUCACUCUGUUCGUGUUCGGGUUUGCUGCCUCUCCGGUCAUUUAUGCACCUUUAUCGGAGUUGUACGGAAGACAGAAAAUGUUGAUCAUGUCUUCAUUUGGGUAUGUUUGUUUUACUUUUGCAUGUGCUGUGUCCAAGGACUUGCAGUCCAUCCUCAUCACUCGGUUCUUUGCUGGUUUCAUUGGCGCAGCUCCCUUGGCCAUUGUUCCUGCUUGUAUGUUCGACAUGUAUGACAACGAGAGUCGUGGUACAGCGGUGACUAUUUUCGCCAUGGGUGUCUUUAUGGGUCCCAUCCUUGCUCCCGUGUUCGGCUCGUACAUUACACAAUACACUACUUGGAGAUGGACUCAAUACGUGACUGGUAUGUUUGCCGGCGUGGUUACGCUCCUGUUGGCGUACUUCUACGAGGAAACGCAUCAUCCAACCAUUCUAGUCAAGAAGGCACGCAAGAUGCGUGAACAAACCGGCAACUGGGGUAUACGCGCCGCGCACGAAGACGCCGAGCUUUCGCUCAAGGACAUUGCACAAAAAACCAUUACCAGACCCAUUUACAUGUUGGUCACGGAGCCCAUUCUCUUUUGCAUCACUCUAUACCAUGCCUUCGUUUAUGGUAUCUUAUAUUUGAUGUUGGAAGCUUAUCCCAUCGUCUUCGAAGGCAAGUAUCACUUUUACAAAAAUGGAGAAUUGCCUUACAUUGCCCUUCUCGUCGGUAUGGGUGUGAACGCAGUGUACAACGUUUACGAAGAGAAAUUUUACAUCCGUCAAGUGCGUGCCAAUGACGGUAAGCCUCUACCGGAAGCUCGUUUGAGAACCAUGGUUAUCGCAGGUGUUGUGUUCCCCAUUGGUAUCCUCUGGUUCUGUUGGACAGGUAACUAUCCUGACAAAGUCCACUUUAUGGUUCCCACUGUUGCAGGUAGCUUUAUCGGAUUUGGUUUGAUCGGGAUUUUCUUGCCUUGUUUCAACUACUUGAUCGACUCUUACCUAUUUUUGGCUGCUUCUGCCAUCGCUGGUAACACGUUCAUGAGAUCUGCCUUUGGUGCCAGUUUCCCUCUCUUUGCUGGCUUCAUGUUUGAAAACAUGGGCGUUAAUUGGGCAGGUUUGUUGCUAGGUCUUUUUGCCCUGGCAAUGAUACCAGUGCCAUUGCUACUCAUGAAGUAUGGUAAGCAGUUAAGACAGAGAUCCAAAUUCGCAUUUGUGUUGUAA